This is a messenger RNA of Ectocarpus siliculosus, 1132 nucleotides long. NCBI's taxonomy places the organism in Eukaryota, Phaeophyceae, Ectocarpales, Ectocarpaceae. The record is from the annotation of a GenBank genome assembly.
AUGCGGUCUGCGGGGAAGAUGCCGGCAGCGUCGGCCGGAGGGCACCACGCCGCACAACAGACCGGCGCUUCCCCUAUCGACGCUGGACCGGCCACGGGGCCGUUCCCGCUGACUCUCAUGCUCGACCACCGGACGGACAACGGCGGCACAUCAUCGUCGUGGGUAGCGCCGGCGGCACCCGGGCGCACACGGUCAACGUCAGCCACCGCGGGGAGGAGGGCGAGAGGAGACCGCGCGGAUGCCGCGAGUGCUUGGCCCCGGGGGUCCUACCAAACAGCGGCGCCGCUCAAGGAGACGGGCCGCCAUCAUCAUCGUCUGCCGCCGCUGAUGGAGAAUAUUCGGAGGGCCAUACCGCUUGGGUGUUUUCCUGCGGGCACGAGUUCUCGCUGGGGCACCUUCUCCGGAGCGUGGUGCCGGCUAGCACGUCGAGCAUCCGUCAGGCCACGGCCUCCCUGCAACGCACGCAGCAGGUGGUGGCGCUGGAGUGCGAGCGGGGCCACGGCGCCGGGGCGGCGUGCCCGGUGCGCGCGGCGAAGGGGCUGAUGCAGCCGGCCGCGGCGCAGGCGGCGCCGGCGGCGACGGGCGGGCGGUGGUGGCGGCGGGUGGCAUUCCUGCCCCGCCCCCUCUGCCGCCGGUACGGCGGUCCUCUGCCACCGGCACGGCGGUUGCAGAUGUGAGACACCCAGGGCGUGCGACAGCGGCACUGUGUGGGUUUCGCCCUGCGCUGCUUGGGAUGUCGUCGGCCUCUCGGUGUAGGGCGAGCGGAGAGGGGAGGGGUGCUUGUGUCAAAAGCGGGUUGAGUUGCCUAGCUCCUUGCCUCUGGGUGCCGAUUUGUCCUUCGCAUUUUGCUGCAGCGUGUUUCCUGCGUGUGAUGCCCAUCUCCCUCUCACCCUAUUAUAGUGUUCGCGUAGCUUGGCUUCCGUUCGUGGCACAGCAUCAUUACGACGAUUGGAGUCUUCAGCAAUGCACACAGCGUGCCCCUCGUUCUAUCCGUUCGUGACGCCAUCGUACCGCGGAUCUCAAUGCAGAACCGAUCCCAGAUGUUCGUGUGAUGCACCUGGAAAUACCAGGAUUGGAGUCGUGCAGUAGCAUAGCAGCAGCAGCCGUAGCUUCCUAAACGUUUUCCUGGCGC